UCAUUAUCGAAACUGAAAUUUAAUUUUCUUCUUAAUUUUUCUUAAAUUAAUGCAUUAAAUCCUUGCAAGAGAGCUGAAUUCUUCAAAUUAUAAACUCUUUUCCGUGACUCACAAAGGGCGUAAUGGCAUCAAUUUUUGAUCAAUACGAAAAUACCUUGUCCAAGGAACGUCCUUUGAAUGUACCGGAGCAACUUGGGAUCAAUCAGAAUGUCAUCAGUUAUCGGACAAAGGAACAAUCGCCAAUUUUCAGCAAACAAAAGCUUAAUUUGAGUCUCCGGAAUGAGAUUACAUGUACGUGUAUCAACAACAACUGGCUAAUUGUUUUGAUGUCGGAUCAAUUGAUUUUCCGGUUAAAUUUGGCGGAUCCAAAGCAGCAAGAUGACCUUCUAAUUGAACGUUACAUUCAAAAGUCCGUGGUAAAUGGCAUGUUUAUUGAUCCCCUCGGAGCUCACAUCAUCCUCGCUUUGGGUCCGGCAAAGGGAAUUGUGGGUGUCGGUUCACCGGGAAUCUUGUAUUUGCAAAGUACCUCGAAAAAACCUCGGAUGGUGAGCAGAUUUAAGGACCAUUGUGUCACUGCAGUUGCUUUUAAUUGGGACAACAAGUCCGAAAGUAGUACAGGAUUAAUUCUCCUUGGAACGAGUAAAGGACAAAUUUUCGAAGCUGAUAUUGGUAUUGAUCAGGAUCGUUCGACGCCCGGUGGAACAAAACCCAUCUUUGAAAUUGAUCGAGGAGAUCGAAGUUGUAUUACGGGCUUGGAGUUCUUUAGGGCUCCUGGAACAAAUAAUUAUAUCGUACUUGUGGCAACGCUAGAUCGUUUGUAUAAGUUCCAUGAGACGAUAAAACCAAUGGGAGAGACGAAAAUUUCAAUUGCACAGCAAAUAUUUGCGCAAUAUUUGAAUAUAAGCGAAAAUUUAUUGGAUUUUAAUGAAACAGUCAGUCGUGGAACGUUAAGUCGACUUGCGUCGUCGGUGUAUAAUGAAUUUCCAAAGGCCAUGGGAUGGCUAACGGAAACUGGAGUCUUGUAUUUGAGUGAUAUUGACCGAAUGGCUUCUAGUCAACAGUUUGUCUCGAGCAUCGAACUUAUUUCCAUACCAGAUGAGGAAUUUGAUAGACCGAUGCCUCAAAACUCCUAUAAGGCUGACCAAAAACGUUUGACUCCAAAAAGCAUCGUUCUUACGGACUAUCAUGUGCUGAUACUAUUUAACGACUGUAUUCGUGCUGUGUCGAUUUUGAAUUACCAAACGGUCUAUGAAGAACAAUUUACGGAACAACAAGGCAAAUUGCUUGAUCUGAUAAAAGACUGUGCUUCGGGAUCCGUUUAUUUGUACACGACAAAAGCCAUUUAUCGUUACAAGAUAACUCGUGAGGACCGCAAUGUCUGGAGAUUGUAUCUGGACAAGAAUGAAUUCAGUCUUGCGUUGUCACAUUGUCAGGACAAUCCGGCGUACCGAGACAUCGUUUUGACAAAACAUGCCGAAGACUUUUACGAGAAAAAAGAUUACAUCAAAGCAGCAAAAAUAUUUUCCGAGACGCAAAAGAGCUUUGAAGAGGUCUGUCUCAAAUUCUACGAAUGUGAUCAGAAUGAAGCACUUUUGUGUUACUUGAACAAUCGUUUUGAGAAAUUAAAAUCUAGCGAUAAAACUCAAAUUACAAUGCUGAGUCUUUGGAUGCUUGAGUUAUAUUUGACUCUUAUGAGUAAAUUAGCGCCACAAUCUCCAAAAUUCAAUCAACUCCAUCAGGAACUCGAUAAAUUCAUGAAACUACCUCGUGUCAGCGAAUGUGUACGAAAUAAUCGGCCAGUUGUGCAAGAACUCAUUGCUAGUCACGGUGAUAUUUACGAUCUUACAACGCUGAAACACGUGAACCAAAAUCAAGAUGCACUUCUGACACAAUUCAUCAGUCAGGAAAACUUUUACGAAGCUGUUAUGUUGUUGAAAAAUGUCCUCAAACCGGAACUUGUUUACAAAUACAGUCCAAUUCUGAUGGAAGAAAUGCCAACAGAAACGGUUGCUAUGUUCAAAAAACACGGAAAACGUCUCGAAGCCAUUAAAUUGAUUCCAGCUCUCACGAGCAUCAAUAGUUCGAAGCACAUUGCAGACGUUAUUGAUUAUUUGGAAUUUUGCAUUCAUUCCCUCGGCAACACGGAUCACAGUUUGAACAAUUAUCUGAUUUUGCUAUAUGCAAGUCAUAGAAAAGAUAAACUCGUGGGAUUCCUGGAGUCACAAGGAAAAGAUGUUGCGAUGAUCAACUAUGACAUCUACUUUGCUCUGAGGACCGCCAAGGAAAAUGAUGUCAAAGAUGCAUGUGUUUACUUGUAUUGCAUGCUGAAUUUAUGGCAAAAAGCCAUUGAGUUGGCGCUUACCUUUGACAUCAAAUUGGCCCAAGAAACCGCUAGUCAGGUGAAGGAACCAAAAUUACGAAAACGUUUGUGGCUUUUGAUCGCCAAGAACCAAAUCGAAUCUCGGAAUGACGUAAAUAGCGCAUUAGAGCUCUUGGAGAAUUGCGAUCUUCUACGACUCGAGGAUAUUCUUCCGUUCUUUUCAGACUUUGAUAAAAUAGACGAUUUCAAGCAGACUGUAUGUGAUGCCUUAAAAAAGUACGAACUCGAGUUGCAGGAACAAAAGAAAGACAUGGAAGAGUCUGUAAAGUCUGCCGAAACAAUUCGCAAAAAUUUACAAAAUUUCCGAAAUCGAUCGCUUAUUGUUGCCGGCACCGAUGUUUGUGCAAUUUGUGAGUCGACACUCUUGACAAAACCGUUUUUCCUCUUUCCAUGCAGCCACAAAUUCCAUUCGGAUUGCAUGGAAAAGCAACUUAUGGCCAAUUUACCGACAGAUAAAAUCGCGCAUUUGAAUGUGCUGAAGAACCAACUGACAUCGGGCACAACAGCCGACCGAAGUAGGGAACAAAUUAAGGAGGAAAUUGAAGAAUGUAUCGCUAGUAGUUGCAUUUUCUGCGGAGAAAUGAUGAUUGACUCGCUGGACAAGCAAUUUGACACGAAUUGGGAUGAACAAUUGUAACCAAAUAAAAAUAUAUAAAAAAUUAUUUUACAAUAAACUAUUUGUUAUCUA
This is a messenger RNA of Culicoides brevitarsis, 3068 nucleotides long. RefSeq names its product vacuolar protein sorting-associated protein 18 homolog (gene dor). Bases 123 to 3017 code for a protein of 964 amino acids. The record is from RefSeq and is a predicted model, not a curated record. Gene Ontology annotation, cellular component: HOPS complex; endosome. Gene Ontology annotation, molecular function: protein-macromolecule adaptor activity; protein binding. Gene Ontology annotation, biological process: lysosome organization; intracellular protein transport; endosome organization. The transcript is spliced from 3 exons. NCBI's taxonomy places the organism in Eukaryota, Metazoa, Arthropoda, Insecta, Diptera, Ceratopogonidae.